AUGGAGUCGUUCGAGAGUUGGGUGCAGGACACCUUUGCGCCAGUGGUGCUCACAUGCACUACGUCAGAAGCCGAGCGUAUCGCACAGAAGAACAAUCUCUCUGUGGCCAAUCUACUCAACGGUUUCGCACGCCUGGAGGACGCCGACACACCGCUGCGCUCCGUAACGCAUCCGAUCCAGCUCGCGCGCUUCAACUUCCGCUUCCUGACAGCUUCUCAGUUCCAUACUCUUGGAGUCAAUGAAGCCACUGAACAGCUCAACGCUACUAUCAAGCGCCACCCGCCACAACACGACGCAGCCUCUGCUGUGGAGCUGGACAUCCCACGCGUCACCAACGUCGACGAUGUCCCCACGUACUUACGCGUCAUCGGAGCAGACGCUGACGCAGAAGGCAGCAACGACCCCAUGCCCUGGUACCGCUCGUUCAAGCACACACUGAUGGAUACAUUCCGCUGUGAAGAGUACAGUCUUUUGUGUCAUCCAGUAGCUAUGCUAAUGGUUGUUAGCUCCACCGACCCGAACCCACGCCACAGUUUCGAAGAACUGACCUCGCCCAGAAACCUCCCAGCCCCGUUUCAAAUGGGUCUAUAUGAUGCCACACUGGUCCCCAAGUUCUUUGUGGUUUUACACGAUGUGCUGGAGACAGAAGGCACAUCUAUUGAUCCUGACGCGAUCUUAAGAAGCAUGAACAUUUCCACAGUCAACGGAGCCGUAUUGAAGAUUAAUUCGUUACCAGUUGAAAGUGCUCCAGUACCGUCACAGUUCUCGACAGUGUGGACGGACAAUCCGUACGUGAGGCCUCCUCUUUUUCCUCAUCUAUCGGAAACGUUCCCUCAAGUAACUGAGGGAAUGGGUACAUUAUUGUCAAGAGAUGAUGUGGCACAAAUCAAGACAUUUGUACGUGAUUUUGGACUGCGGUUCAUGUUGUCGUCGCUUGAGGGACGUAUCUUCCAGUUGAAUGAGGUGGUUUCAGCCAUGAAGAAAGGUGUGAAGAACGUGUUCAAGUCGUGGCUGCGUAAACCAAAGGACUUGCGCCCUUCGAACACUUCUUCGUCAGGUGGAGUUCUUUAUAAAAGUGAUUCAAUUGAGUCGCAGACGCGUCUUCUGGCCGAUACAGCGUUCCUCGUGCGAGAUUACGAGCUGGCGUUGCAAAUGUAUCGCUUAGUACGUGACGACUUUAAAUCAGACAAGUCAGUAUUUCAUUGCGCCAAUGUGAACGAGAUGAUUGCGGUCUGUCUACUUCUCACGAAGGGAUCACCUAUGCAGAUGACCAACGCUUUAGACGCGGCCAAUGCGAUCUAUGCCAAGACACCUUCUCCUCUAACGCAACGCAUGGCUAUUCGUACUGCGGUGAUUGCUGGCGAGAUCUACCACGCGUUGAGCAAGUCAGGUCUGUUCACGGAUUACAUGGACAACGCGUCUGCUGCUUUGAUCCGUGGCUCGACAAUGGAACAAGGGAUAUGUGCGGCUGUGCUUAUGGAGCGUGCAGCGUUGUGUGAUCUCCGCGCGCGACUGCCGAAAUUCCGCAAAUACGGGUUUCGAAUGGUUAUGGCUGGCCAUGUAUACGACUCUCUGGGUCAUGAACAGCACUCUGCGAGGUGCUACUCUUUGGCUCGUGCUAUCUACGACUGCAGCGGCUGGUUCCUGGUCGAAGACCAUAUCAACUUCAUGCUUGCCCAACAAGCGAACAAAUUGGACGAUCGCAUGGCUUCGAUUAACCUUUUCUUGAAGCUUAUUGGCACUGGUCGUAACUCGGCUAGUCAGCAAGAAGCGAUGCUGUACGAUUUCGGUCUGAUGGUCAAGGACUUCUUGGCGACAGAACGUGCUGACGCGUCUCCGUCUUCAUUCUCUCGAGGUGGACCUGUCUUGAUUAAGGAUGGAUACGGUAGCGCCCAGAAACUACUGGUGAGGGACUUGUGCAUGCCUGAGCUGGAUGACAAGUCCACUGUUGUGUUUGCAGCGACUAAUGCGUUCGGGAUUGAUCGAUCUAUCGAUGGAAAUGCUUCAGAAGCGGAGACGUGGCAAGAGCUUAGCGACAUGAUUGACAAGCAGAACCGACUGCAUCAAUAUGUUACGACUGGAAACAACGUGGAAGUCAAGAGCUGGUUUGCGCCUUCACAUCUGUACGCUGGUUAUCGCAGUAAAAAGAAUGCUGCAGUUCAGAAACCCGACAACUACGUCUUAGGGGAACAGAUCUAUGUCGAGUUUGUGAUGAAGAACGCGCUUUCUUGUGCUGUGGAUGUCGAAGAGAUUCACUUGUUCGGCAAGUUCGAGACCUCUGAUGAGUCCUUUGAUGUCCCCGAGAGUAGAGACACUGGAGAACAGCGUAUUGUGAUCGAUAGUGUGAACCUACAGCUCCUUCCGUGCAGUGAAGAACGAGUUCGACUUGCGGUGUGUCCGAAGAUAUGUGGGAAGUUAAGCUUGACGGGCGUUCGCUGGUCGAUAUGUGGUGGCGAUGUCCAAGGCGAGCACGCGUUCGAUAUCCCUGGACCUCUCUUGCAAGAUACUCGAGCAAACCGAGAAGCUCGAGCUCGAGCGCCGAACAUGAGUCUAAUAGCCAAUGUUGUCGAGUCCAUGCCGUGGCUUGGAGUCAAAGUCGACGGCGUUCCUGUCGAAUCUUUUGUCGGUGAGCUGAUGGAGCUGAAGGUUUCUCUCGUCAACUCUGGCACUGCACCUCUUAGUGGAUUGCAAGUCUGCUGUACCGAUUUGCAGCUUUGUGCUUCUGGUACAGGCAACGUGAAAGAUCUUUGUGGCUACGUUGGUGCGAAUGGGCACGUUGUAAACUUGAGUGACGUCAUUCUCGCCCCUGGAGAAAGCAAAGAAGUGGCAAUAUGGGCUCGUGGGGCAGUUCCGGGACGACGUCAUGCGGCGCUGUUAUUCAAAUACGUAACCUCAACGGAGAACACCAAGUCUUCACUCUCGCGCACGGUGAAAAUCAAGCUGGACCUGGACUUACUGCCGUGCAUUGACGUGUCGUACUCUAUUGAGCCAAGUUUUGGUGCCAGUGGAGAGUAUACGCUUGGCCUUACAGUAUCAAACCAGCGAGGUGACCAUCACAACAUGACGAAUGCUCUAGACGGUAUGGUUCGUCUGGAGGAGCUCCUAUGUCUUAGCAAUACUUGGACGGUUGAGAGAUUGACCCGAACGCAGUCACAUAAUUCGACCAGUGUGCGGGAUUCGCUGCGUCUCGGUUUCUUUGAAGCAAGCACGAGUUACUUCCGCGUGGUCCGACGACGCGAUGUUUCUGCGACGGAAUCGUGCAAGUUGGCUCUUAACUCGGAACAGAAUGGAGCGGAGUUGUCAGCAAGCUUGCCGAUCGAACAGUUUUUGUGCUUGGAAAACGCUGCAGAGCUCGUUCGAGCUGGUGGUGCUGGAUCUGGCGAUGGAAACGACAGCAAACGUGGCGGCUUCCGUACGAUCCAAAGUGUGCGACGAGAGAACAAGGCGUUGAAAAAUGCUGCAGGUGAAAACAGCAACGACCAGAAACCUCAACAAGAACCGCAGCCUAUGUCGAAAGACGCGCUGCUCUCGCACUUAGAUACCGACGGCCAUCUUGUACUCGUAUGGUCGACAGAUUGCCAUGUAUCGUACGGCGGUCACGUGUCAAUGCAUCGAGCAAUUGGCCAAGCGAAUCUCACAUCGGUGAAGAUUCGUCCAGUGACGCAGGAAGCCUCGUGUCCUCUGACUGUAGCACUCAGUUACAGUGACUCUGUUGAGCUGCAGAGAUCCACGUAUCCUGGAUCUAAAUCAGGACUGAGUAUUGCGGAGUUGGAUAUCUCGAUGGAAGUCUGCAACGACUCGGUGCCUAGUUCCACACCUCUUGAUGUCACAGUCGAGAUGCUUCAUCCAGAGGAGGCACAGGCUUCGCUUCCGUCUUCUGCUCCGUUGACUAAGCUGCAGUCUGUGUCUCAUUCCGGCGCCUCUCCUCCGCUUGGGUCACCGCCACGUUUCCUUUGGACUGGAGUUACCAAGAAGAAGAUUGCUCGAUUCUCACCGAACAGCAGCGUGACAAUCAAUCUCAAGGCGUGCUUCAUGACGUCGGGUAUCUACAACUUGAACCGCUUCCGGUUCGUAGUGCAUGCUGCCACUCCUGGACACCCCGCAAGUGUGUUCAUGCUUCCUGCUGAAUACCUCGUGUAUUUGCUUGUCCCGGUGCCGUAG
Phytophthora infestans T30-4 is the source of this 4161-nucleotide messenger RNA. RefSeq lists its product as uncharacterized. Gene Ontology annotation, biological process: protein localization to phagophore assembly site; endoplasmic reticulum to Golgi vesicle-mediated transport. Lineage: Eukaryota; Oomycota; Peronosporomycetes; Peronosporales; Peronosporaceae. Bases 1 to 4161 code for a protein of 1386 amino acids. Gene Ontology annotation, cellular component: TRAPPIII protein complex; cytoplasmic vesicle; phagophore assembly site. The transcript is spliced from 2 exons. The record is from RefSeq and is a predicted model, not a curated record.